Molecule: messenger RNA, 858 nt
Organism: Mangifera indica (mango)
Lineage: Eukaryota; Viridiplantae; Streptophyta; Magnoliopsida; Sapindales; Anacardiaceae
Exons: 6
Coding region: 155-622 (155 amino acids)
Biological process (GO): cytokinin-activated signaling pathway; phosphorelay signal transduction system; phosphorylation
Cellular component (GO): cytoplasm; nucleus
Molecular function (GO): histidine phosphotransfer kinase activity; protein histidine kinase binding
Source: RefSeq, a predicted model, not a curated record
CAUCGGUUACUCAUUUUCACGCCCAUUUUGCUUUAUAACCAGUUUCUUCUCCAUCUUAUUCUUCAUAUCUAACUCUCACUAGCUCUGUGUUCAUUUCGUCUUCCUUUCUCCUCUUCUAGAUCUCCAUUUCAACAAAGAAAAAAAAUCAAACCCAAUGGAGGGACCUAGCGUUGAACAACAACUCAGAAACUUCAUUCGCAACAUGCGUGACCAGGGUAUUCUGGAUCAUCGUUUUGAGAAUCUUAGGAGAUCGGAGGCUCAUGGGGAUCCUCAGGUUCUCACCGAUGAGAUCUUAAUCUUCAUCGUUGAUGCUGACAUUUCCACCGCAGAAAUAACCAGCCUUAUGAAUAACCCUGCACUGGACUAUCAAACCUUAGGUGAACAGCUCUAUCAGUUAAGGAGGAAGACCGCGAGAGUUGGCGGUUUCCGGAUGGUUGCUGCUUGCCUUGAAUUUUGCCAAGCCAUUGAUGCCAGGGACAAGGCAAGGUGCGUAGAAGGAUUUCAUGGGAUUAUCAAUGAGUAUCGGGAUUUCCGCAUCUGCCUUGUUAGUAUUUUACAGAUGCUUGAGCAAUUAAUACAGGCACAGCGUUUAAACGUAGAGAAUCGAAGGCGUCGCCCAUAGAGAGUUGCGCAUGAAAGGGGACCUAAAAGCCUGCUUAAGUUAUGGUUAUAUGAAUAAAUGAAGUUCAGUAGAACUGAACAUGGAACUUGUUUAAGGAUAAUUUGUUUGGUUGGUUGAUUUGAGGAUAUUUCAUUUGGUGGGUUUGCCUUAUCAGUUUAGUUCGUGUGUGAACUCUGAACAUCAAUACUGCUUUUGUUAUACAGUGUGUUUGAAUCUAUUAAAGCUUAUUAUUUUAA